This is a messenger RNA of Hydra vulgaris (swiftwater hydra), 2090 nucleotides long. RefSeq lists its product as uncharacterized. Gene Ontology annotation, biological process: protein histidyl modification to diphthamide. Gene Ontology annotation, molecular function: diphthine-ammonia ligase activity. Lineage: Eukaryota; Metazoa; Cnidaria; Hydrozoa; Anthoathecata; Hydridae. The record is from RefSeq and is a predicted model, not a curated record.
CAUUAUUAUUUUAGGUAGUAAACCUUUUAUAAAGUAAAAUUUUAAACAUGAGAGUUGUGGCUCUAAUCAGUGGUGGAAAAGAUAGCUGUUUUAACAUGAUGCAUUGUGUUGCUCAUGGUCAUGAAAUUGUUGCUUUGGCCCAUCUUAAAUCUUCUCUUGUUGAUGAAAUGGACAGUUAUAUGUAUCAGACUGUUGGACACAAUGUAGUCGAAUUAUACUCAGAGGCAUUAGGUGUUCCAUUAUUUCAGCAAUCCAUUUUAGGCUCAGCAGUAUGUCAAUCUUCAAUAUACAAAAUUGAUAAACAUGAUGAAGUAGAAGAUAUGUAUCAACUUUUAAACAUGAUUCAGAAUUCUAUUGAUUAUGAUGGUGUUUCUUCUGGUGCUAUUCUUUCUAAUUACCAACGUGUGAGAGUGGAAAAUGUAUGCUCAAGAUUAAAUAAACAAUCAUUGACAUUCUUGUGGCAAAAAGACCAAGUAGAACUUUUACAAGACAUGAUUAAUAAUAGUGUCAAUGCAAUCAUAAUCAAAGUUGCUGCCCUUGGUCUGGAGCCAAAAAAACAUCUUGGCAAAAAUCUUUUUGAGAUGCAAGAUCACUUAUUAAAAAUGAAAGAAGCGUAUCAACUUAAUGUUUGUGGAGAAGGUGGUGAAUAUGAAACUAUGACACUUGAUUGUCCUCUAUUUUUAAAGAGAAUAGUAAUAGAUGAAACUAAGAUCAUAAUCCAUUCAGAUGAUGCUUUUGCUCCAGUUGGUUAUCUUUCAUUUAAGAAGAUGCAUCUCGAAGAUAAAGGCAUGGAUUCAAAUCUCAGUUUGUUUUCAAGAUUAAAAUCAAUUGACUUAAUAAGUCAAAAAGACUUCAAAAGCAAGUUUUGUUUAAAAAAGUUGUUUAAAAGCUCACACAAAAACGAUGGAAAUACAUUCUUACAUAAAAGACAAAAUGUUUUGGUUAAUGAUUUGGUAGCUUAUGAUGCCAGAUGUUUGGAAUGGAAAAAAAAUGACAACACAUUUUGUAUAAGUGGCUUAACUUGCAAAAAUGAUGGAUCACUCGAGUUAAAUACUCAUACAACUCUUUCUAAAUUUAAAAUGUUGUUACAAGAAAAUGGAUUAAGUCUUCAAGAUGUAUUUCUUAUAUAUCUUUAUGUAUCAGAUAUGGGUGAAUUUGCUAAAAUCAAUAGUGUUUACAAGACUUUUUUUGUUUCUGAGCCACCUGCAAGAGUAUGUAUACAGCUAAAUAUGCCAAAUGACAUCUUAUUUAAAAUUGAUGCAUUAGCUGUUUCUUUGAACACCUUAGAGAAAAAAUCUCUCUUUGUGCAGAGUAUUUCUUACUGGGCACCUGCCAAUAUAGGACCGUACAGCCAAGCUGUAAAGGUGGAUUAUAAUACUUAUUAUUCUGGUUCAAUUGGACUGCUACCUCCAUCUAUGACUCUUAUUUCAGGUCCUAUUGAGCAAGAAGCUAUGCUGUCUCUUUAUCAUACAAAUCAAAUUGCAACAGCCAUGGAAAAUAUUGACAAAAAACAAUGUGGAAAUGUGAUGUGCUUUAUCACAGAUGCCACUUUUAUUGAUUCGGUUACUGCUGUUUUUAAUGCACAAGAUAUGUUCCCAGCUACAAAUUAUUUGCUAACUGUUGCUGUUGUACCCCAACUUCCAAAAAAUGCUCAAGUUGAGUGGCAUGUUAUUAGUCAUUGUUGUGAAAGUAAAAAAGAUAAUAACGAAGAAAUAAAUUAUGAAUAUUACAGAAACUGCUGUUAUCACGGGUAUUACUUUUUCAAGUUAUCUCUUAAAUUAGAAGACCUCGAUAACAUAUUUUUACAAUGGUUAACUUCAUUUCAAAAAAAUUGUGUGGAGAUGAUUCAGUUUAUGUACAUAGCUAUUGAAGAUGAUAAGAUUAAAAAAUUAAUUAGCACUUUAGCAACAUCCGAGUUGGCUGUUUCAUACGUUAAUGUGAUUGCUCUACCUAAUGAUGCUAUUGCUGUCAUUAAUGCAAGAUGGCGACAGACUAGUAAAUAAAAACAAUGCAUUUAUAAAUGUUAUGAUUGGUUUUUUAAGUCAAUCGUCAUUAUUGAUAAUAACAAUGUUUAAAAAUAACUUUUUGAA